AUGGGGAAGGAUGGAGGAUUCUGGUGUUCGGAUCCCGACGGCUGGGGCCCUCUGGGCCCUUUCGGAAGUUAUCUCACAACUUGCUUCAUCGAAUCGGUGAUAGAUGGGGUUAAUUUUGGAAUGAUCAUUCUCGGGCUUUAUGAGUUAUAUUCCAUGUCGAAGACAAGCUCGUUGCCUGUGAGGAGGAACUGGAAUUAUUGGUUUAAGCUGAUUCUUGUUGGUCUUCUUUUUCUCUCGACGAUUGCCCAGGCCGCCCUUACAAUUGAAUAUGUUGAGGGUUGGGCUGUAGAUAUCAGUUUCUAUACUUCCCUCCUCAGUCUUGCUGCAAUCGCCAUCGCUUUCGCGAUCCACCACUUCGAACAUUUCAGAAAACCAGUUUCAAGCGGCGUCCUACUCUUCUUUUGGCUAUUUUACAUCCUUCUUUAUGGCGUACGGAUGCAAAACUACAUCGAAACCCGCGAAUAUGAAACACACCUCCCUCUUUUCAUUGUCUUUGGGGUUUCCUUUGGUCUUAUCGCGAUAGUAUUCCUCCUUGAGUGGCUAGGACCGAAGCCCAAGUCACCAUACGAGGCGAUCAUGGACGAUGAACUCAACUGCCCGAUCGCGGAAUCAAAUAUCUUCACAAUCCUGACCUUUGGGUGGAUGACGCCUCUGAUGCAAAAGGGUUACAAAAAUUACCUGGAGGCUAAAGACCUCUGGGACAUGCGAAAGGAGGAUUCUGCUAAAACAAACGGAUACAUCCUUGUGGACUCGUGGGAGAAAGAACUCUUGAAAAAGAAGCCUUCUCUCUGGUUAGCAAUGGCUCGGGGAUAUGGGUUUCCCUUUGGCUUCGCCGGUCUUUUCAAAAUCGUCCAUGAUAUCCUUGCUUUCGUGCAGCCCCAACUCCUCCGGCUUCUCAUAAGCUUCAUACAAUCCUACGAGACCAAGGAUCCACAGCGUGUGACUCGUGGCCUAUUAAUCGGGUUCGCCAUGUUCCUAGCUUCCGUAAUGCAAACUACAGCAUUGCAUCAAUACUUCCAGCGUACCUUCGAAAUCGGUAUGCGAGUACGUGCUGGUCUUUCGUCCCAAAUUUACCAAAAAUCCCUACGCCUCUCAAAUGAGGGUCGAGCAGCACGUACCACUGGCGAGAUUGUCAAUCUUAUGGCGGUGGAUACGUCCCGUCUAGAGUUUUUGGCACAAUAUGGACAGAACAUCUGGUCAUCUCCCUUCCAGAUCAUAGUCUGUAUGAUCUCCCUCUAUGAUCUCGUCGGGUAUAGCAUGUUUGCCGGUAUUGCAGUAAUGGUCAUUAUGGUACCCGUGAAUUGGCUAAUUGCCCGACUUAUGAAGAAAUUCCAAGUCGCACAAAUGAAGAACAAGGACUCAAGAACUCGCCUUGUUGCAGAAAUCGUCAACAAUAUGAAGAGUAUCAAGCUUUAUGCCUGGGGGGCAGCUUUCAUGGCGCGGCUCACGGAUAUUCGAAACAAGGAGCUUGGGACUCUUCGAAAGAUGGGUGUCACUCAAGCCUUUGCUAAUUUUACGUGGAAUACUUCGCCAUUCUUAGUUUCAUGCGUGACUUUCACAACGUUUGCAUUAACUAGCAAUAAGCCAUUGACCACCGAGAUUGUGUUCCCGGCCUUGACCCUUUUCAACUUGUUAACAUUCCCUUUGGCAAUGUUGCCAAUGGUCAUUUCCAUGAUCGUCGAAGCUACGGUGGCGGUCGAUCGCUUGUCCUCCUUCCUCACGGCUGAGGAAGUGCAACCGGACGCAGUGACAAGAGAGCCACCGGCAACCCACCAGGGAGAUGUCACUGUCAAAAUUGUAAACGGGCGGUUUACAUGGAACAGAGACUGGACAGACGAUAAAGAUGCCCUCAAGAAUAUUGAUUUUGUGGCGAAGAAAGGGGAGCUCUCUUGCAUCGUUGGGCGAGUUGGGCAGGGAAAGUCUUCGCUUCUCUCAGCAAUUCUCGGCGACCUUUGGAAGAAGAAUGGAACUGUUAUGGUCAGGGGCGGUGUGGCUUAUGUAGCGCAGCAGUCUUGGGUUAUGAAUGGUACAAUCAAAGACAACAUUUUGUUUGGCCACAAAUGGGAUGAGGAUUUCUAUCUUCAAGUUAUCAAGGCUUGCGCUCUUGUCGAUGACCUUGCCGUCCUGCCCGCUGGUGACAGAACAGAGGUUGGCGAAAAGGGUAUUUCUCUAUCUGGUGGCCAAAAGGCGCGGUUGACACUUGCACGAGCAGUUUAUGCACGAGCAGACGUCUACCUCCUCGAUGACUGCCUAUCAGCAGUCGAUCAACAUGUCGGACGUCAUCUCAUCAAUGAAGUGCUCGGACCCAACGGCCUACUUUGUACCAAGACCCGUGUUAUGGCAACGAACCAAAUCCCGAUCCUCAUGGUCGCUGAUUACAUUACCAUGUUAAAAGAUGGUGAAGUCGAUGAACACGGCACGUACCAAGGUGUUAUGACCGCCAAAAGGGAUAUUUACAACCUUCUCAAGACAAUUCGGGAAAAUACAGACGAAAACUCUAAUAGCGACGAAACUCUCACGCCGGUGAAUACUGACACUUCUGCAAACGCUUCUGACGACGAAGAACAACUCGACAAGGUCGGCGGAUUACCCGCUACUGGACCUAGUAACGUUCAGAAAAAGAAGAGUCGCACGUUUAGUUCUGGAACUCUACGCCGCGCUAGUGUUGCUAGCCAUAGGAAACGUCGCAUUAUCAACGAUGAUGAUGGCGAAGACAACAAGAACAAGGAACAUCAAGAAAAGGGUAAAGUUAGCUGGGAUGUCUACAAAGAAUAUGCGCGAGCAUCCAAUUGGCUUGCUUUCUCGAUCUAUGUGAUUGCAUUGAUCGGAGCAUUGGUAGGGCAGUUGGGAAGCAGUGUCUGGUUGAAGAAGUGGUCAGAAUACAAUGACAAGCACCAAACAAAUGAAAACGUUGGGAUGUGGGUUGGGUUUUACUUUGCAAUCGGCUUUGGGGCCUCCGCUUUAGUAGCUAUUCAAACGUUGAUAUUGUGGAUAUUCUGCUCUAUCGAGGCGGCACGGAAACUGCAUCAGCGUAUGGCAACAGCCAUUUUCCGUAGUCCAAUGUCCUUCUUCGAAACUACGCCGACAGGACGGAUCCUUAACCGCUUCUCUGGUGAUGUUUACAAGGUCGAUGAACUACUAGCUCGUACCUUCAACCAGCUAUUCUCGAACGCCGCACGCUGCGCAUUUACUUUUCUCCUCAUCUCCUGGGGCACUCCAGCCUUCAUUGCACUGAUUGUCCCGCUUUUGAUGCUCUAUUUCUACAUUCAACGAUAUUAUCUAAGCACCUCGCGAGAAUUGAAGAGAUUGGAUUCUACAUCCAGAAGCCCUAUUUUCGCACACUUUCAAGAGUCCCUUGGAGGCCUUGCAACGAUUAGAGCCUAUCAACAACAGGAUAGAUUCUGGCAUGAGAACGAGAUGCUCGUCGAUGGGAAUCUAAGAGCCUAUUUCCCAUCUAUUAGCGCCAACCGUUGGCUAGCCGUUAGACUGGAAUUUAUUGGGUCUGUUAUCAUUCUCGGGGCUGCGAUCCUUGCAGUCGCCGCCGUCGCCAGCGGGUCCGAAUUGAGCGCCGGUAUGGUCGGUUUGUCCAUGAGUUAUGCUCUUCAAAUUACGCAGAGCUUGAACUGGGUUGUUAGACAAACGGUGGAGGUGGAGACAAACAUCGUCAGCGUUGAGAGAAUCCUCGAGUAUGCGAGACUUAAACCUGAAGCUGAAGAGGUGGUCAAGCGAAACCGACCCUCCGUAAAUUGGCCUCCGAGAGGUGGUGUGCAAUUCAAGAACUUCUCAACAAGAUACAGGGAGGGACUGGAAUUAGUGCUUAAAGAUAUCAAUCUCGAUAUUAAACCCAAGGAGAAGAUUGGAGUUGUUGGACGAACAGGUGCGGGCAAGUCAUCGCUUACGCUCGCAUUGUUCAGGAUUAUCGAAGCGGUUCAAGGACACAUUGAAAUUGACGAUGUAGAUACCUCUCUCAUCGGGCUUCUUGAUUUGAGGAAACGGUUAGCAAUUAUUCCGCAAGAUGCAGCCUUGUUCGAUAUGAGUGUGCGUGAAAACUUGGAUCCAGCUGGGGCGAGGGACGAUACAGAGCUCUGGGGGGUGUUGGAACUGUCGCACUUGAAGGAGCACGUUAGCAAGAUGGAAGGCAAGUUAGAUGCAAAGAUCAACGAGGGAGGAACGAAUUUGAGUGCGGGUCAGAGACAGUUGAUGUGUCUUGCUCGGGCACUGUUGACACCGUCAAAUAUAUUGGUGUUGGAUGAAGCCACCGCUGCCGUUGAUGUGGAGACUGAUGCAGUCCUUCAAAAAACCAUUCGAGAGGAGUUCCGUGAUAAGACAAUGAUUACAAUUGCGCAUCGGAUAAAUACUAUCCUAGAUAGCGACCGCAUCAUCGUUCUCGACGCCGGUCGUGUAGCAGAAUUUGAUACACCAGCAGCACUUUUAGCAAAGGGAACUGAUAGCCUUUUCCACGGACUCGUAAAGGAAGCUGGAUUGUUGGAAGAAAAUAUUGCAGCUGCGAACGCAACUGCUGCUGCCACCGGAACAACUGCAACGACGGCAGGUGUAGAUGGCAAGCCGACGACCGCUGCCUCGAAAGAUUGA
Orbilia oligospora ATCC 24927 is the source of this 4593-nucleotide messenger RNA. RefSeq lists its product as uncharacterized. Gene Ontology annotation, cellular component: membrane. Bases 1 to 4593 code for a protein of 1530 amino acids. Gene Ontology annotation, molecular function: ABC-type transporter activity; ATP binding; ATP hydrolysis activity. The record is from RefSeq and is a predicted model, not a curated record. Lineage: Eukaryota; Fungi; Ascomycota; Orbiliomycetes; Orbiliales; Orbiliaceae. Gene Ontology annotation, biological process: transmembrane transport. The transcript is spliced from 6 exons.